AGGAAACCUUGGACGGGACUGGGAGUAUUCAUGGGUCCUCCAAGGGAAGUAUUGGGCGGAGUCGUAGCCACAAGUCAGGGGGGCGCCUCAGCCUGCAGCAGCUGCGGGAGCGGAGUCAGCUCAUGGACGUGCCACUCAUCGCUGCCCUCUGCUCGGACACCACACUCAUCUCGCAUUCAGGCCGCACCUCUUCCACCGAUUCCACCUCAGCAUCCGGCAAUGGUGACAGCCCCACACUUACCCAGCCUGACACCUCAGGCUCGCCAGGCCCUCACCCCACAGCGCAGGCAUCCCCCCACAUGACUGACACUUUCUCCAACCCUUUGAUAGAUAUCCAGCCAGCGCCGGCGAGGCAAAGACAGAGAGGUCUCAAGGCUACCCGCAGGUACUCCGUAUCAGGUGUAUACACCACUAACCAAGUACCUGUUGCACACAUCAAGCCAAAAUGUGGUGGCAAGACAUUCAGUGGUGUCCAUCAUCACCCAAGCAAGACUUCCCAGCAGACACAAUCUCCGAAGCCUGUAAAUGACCCUUCAGUAACCAAGGUCAUUCCAUAGGUCAAGGGCACUUCAGGAAUCUUCUUGUGCUUUUUGCAGCAAAACAUGCAAAGCAGCUUUGCAUAUCUUUGGCAUUUCUGAAACUGAGUUUCUCUUUUACCUCAUAUUGUAUUAGGGUCCAUGUGCAUUCACUUUUAUGAUACUAUGUUGUAGAUUUCAUACAGCAAUGUCAGCAUAAGAUAUUUUGCAAAUUACUGUAUUGCCUUAAAAUGAAACUAGAAAUAACUCUGUCAUUGCUACAGAUAUAAAUCAUGGUUGUAUUCACCAGAAAUCUUAAUAGAAUCAUGGUUGAUUGUUCACACACAUUUGAAGUUUGUUUUCGUCAAUAUGGAUAAUUAUGGUUACCAUGAUACAGAGUUGGUAAAUGUGGUAAGAGAUAUGCGGCAAAUCUUGAGAAUUCACAUCACCAUGAUCUCGGAGGCUCUGGCUGGGCUGCUCUUCUUAUGUUUCUGCCGUGAGCUCACUUGUAAGGAUACACACUCAGGCAAUUUUUCAUUUUUAUUAUUCAUAAUCGGUCACACUUGUCCUCUAAUGGUCAAUGUUGUUUGAAUUUUAGGGAAGUUUUAUUAAGUCUUAGGUUUUUAGAAUUGUCAUUGAGGAGCACACUUUUUUCCUUAGAUGAUUCUGUGAAAAUGUCUCCCAUCACUUUGUACUCCAUAAUUACUUCUUCAUCCAUUUUACAUAGAUUUAGUCCUUUUCUUUUCACAGUCACUGCUAAUGCUUGUUGUUACUCUGUUGUUGAGCAGACAGUGUUAAAGAAUAUUAUUGAAACUUUCAGAAAAUUUUAGAAGAAUGCAUUUUCAUGGAUAUUCAUGAUGGGUAAUUCAUAUUCCUAUGUUCAGUCCAUAGAUGGAACUGUAAUUCUACAAUUUGUUAUAUGUCAUCAGAAGUUAUAAAAUUCUAAUGUUCUGAAAAUAUAUUGAUAUGGGGCAUAUCACUGUCUCAGUAUAAGUAUAUAUAUGUAUAUGUGUGUGUGUGUGUGUGUG
This is a messenger RNA of Penaeus vannamei (Pacific white shrimp), 1543 nucleotides long. The record is from RefSeq and is a predicted model, not a curated record. NCBI's taxonomy places the organism in Eukaryota, Metazoa, Arthropoda, Malacostraca, Decapoda, Penaeidae.